CGUCCUUAAUUAUUAUUGUAUUUGUAACAUUUAACUUGUAUAUACUAAUAUUACUAUUGAUUGUUAUUAACUUUGUUGAUACCUUUUGCGUUUAUAUAUUGUCUGGUCCACCACAAUUAUUUGGUGAGCCUCGAUUAUUUUUUUAUAGACAUUUACUAUAUAUAUCUACAUAAUUUUUUAUUAUUAUUAAUUGGCACGACACCAUUUUUUUUUGUUUUUAGCAUUAUGAACUCUCCUAAUAAUCUUAUCGAUAUAGAUAGCCCAUCAACCAACCCCUUUCAUUCAUCACAGACAGAAGAUAAUGUUUUAAACUCAAUCAACGCUAUUUCUGAACUAAGAUUACCAACGUACGGUGUUAAUAAUCCCAGGAUCUGGUUUGCACAGGUUGAGGCAUUAUUUUUGUCGAGAGGUAUACGCUCGCAAGCGACAAAAUAUGCAUACAUCGUUGGAGCAUUACCCAUAGAAGUGGCAGUAGAAGUCGGAGACCUGAUAGAUAACGUACCAGAGACGGACCCCUAUGACAAAAUAAAAGCCGCAGUAAUCCACCGUACUUCGCAGUCUGAUGAAAAACGCUUACAGCAACUACUCACCGCAUGCGAGUUAGGGGACAAAAGACCUUCACAGUUGCUUAGACAUAUGAGACAACUGACAGGCUCCUACAAAUUAGACGAGACGCUGCUUAAGCAAAUGUGGUUACAAAGGUUACCACAUAAUGUUAGACAAAUUCUCAGUAUUUCAGGAACUUCUGUCACUCUUGACGAUUUAGCUGAUAUGGCUGAUAAGAUGAUGGAAAUAUAUCCCGAUAGUCGGGGAAUUAACGCAGUACAACCCUCUAGUAGAGACGCUAUGAACCCUCCUCUUGACAUUCAGCAACAAAUGGCACACUUAACACAGCAGCUAGCAUCACUGCAGGCGACUAUUUCCACCAUCCAUUCUCGACGCCCCAGAUCUACGUCCAGAAGGAGAUCAGUAUCCAGACAUCGUCUUAGGUCACCUAAGCGGGCAGCCGGAAUUUGUUGGUAUCAUUCGAAUUAUGGUGAGAAAGCACGUCGUUGCACAAAACCGUGCAACUUCACGACAAGCAAGCCAGACCAUCAGGGAAACGAAGUGGCCAGACAGUAAUAGCGGCAGCUGUUACUGGCCAACAUGUCAGCCGCCUCUUCCACAUCAGGGAUCGUAUUUCUGGCUCAGACUUCUUAGUCGAUACUGGAGCAGAAAUCAGCAUCAUCCCACUCCAUCUCUCACGCAGACAACAUACGACAAGCACUUAAUUGUCCUUAGUAGCGGCUAAUGAAUCAAUUAUCAAAACGUACGGUGAGCAAUCACUUAUAUUAGAUCUCGGGCUCCGCAGAAGAUUCACAUGGGUAUUCAUAGUUGCUCAAGUCAAACGACCCAUCCUCGGGGCCGAUUUUCUUAGUGCGUACAACCUGUUAGUAGAUAUGACCAACAAGAGAUUAAUCGACGUAAACACACGUUUACAGGUAAAUGGUACACUCUCCAACGACAACGAAAUCCAUGGUGUUCGAAUAAUGAAGCCUGUGAACAACGUUUUCAACGACAUCCUGUCAGAAUACGAGUGCAUCAAAAAAUCAGAUUAUCAAAAGGAAUGUAACCCACAUCAGGUGCAACACCACAUCAUUACCACCGGCCCACCUAUUAGCGCCAGGGCGAGGAGACUACCACCAAGCAAGUUGCAAGUAGCUAAAAGAGAAUUCGAACAUAUGAUGCAGCUUGGUAUUAUCAGACCAUCCAACAGCCCCUGGGCCUCACCGUUACACAUGGUACCAAAGAAGGACCAAGAUUGGCGUCCGUGUGGUGACUAUCGACGAUUAAACAAUCAAACCAUUCCCGACAAGUACCCAAUUCCGUAUAUACACGACUUUUCAUUAAACCUACACGGUAAAUGCAUUUUUUCGAAGCUCGACCUGGUGCGAGCAUAUCACCAAAUUCCAAUGGCACCGGAAGACAUUGAGAAAACAGCCAUAAUAACACCUUUUGGUUUGUUUGAGUUUCUAAGGAUGCCAUUCGGAUUAAAAAACGCUGCGCAGACAUUCCAACGCUUCAUGGAUAACGUAACAAGAGGCCUUGAUUUCGUGUUUGCCUACAUCGACGAUGUUCUGAUUGCAAGCUCAUCUUUAGAAGAGCACAUCCAACAUGUCCACAUCCUUUUUGAUCGUUUUAAAAAACAUGGCGUCGUCAUCAAUCCUUCGAAAUGCGUAUUCGCAGUCCCAGCCUUAGAGUUUUUGGGACAUUACAUCGACUCACAAGGGAUCAAACCACUUCAGACGAAAGUUGAAGAUAUUACUAACUACCCCGAACCAACCUCGGUUAAGUCAUUACGACGCUUCCUCGGUAUGUGUAAUUUUUAUCGCCGCUUCUUACCACGUUGUGCUGAAGUAUUACAGCCAUUAACCGAUCUGUUGAAAGCCGACAAAAAAGGUACGAAGAGAGAGAAGAAUCAAACAUUCAACCUAUCUCUUGAUGCCAAAACAGCGUUUGAAAAAGCAGAGUCGAUGAUAGCUAAUGCCACCAUGCUACAACAUCUAAAUACUGACCCCACAACCCACUUAAUUCUGUGUACGGAUGCAUCUCAAAAAGCCGUCGGGGCAGUAUUACAACAACAGGUAAACAAUAUGACUACUCCCAUAGCGUUUUUCUCCAAAAGACUGUCACCAGCCCAGGAACGCUACAGUACUUUUGGACGGGAGUUACUUGCUAUCUACUUAGCCGUUAAACACUUUAACUUCUUACUACAAGGACGAACUUUCACCAUCAUGACCGAUCACAAACCUUUAUGUUACUCAUUCCACACAUCGUACGACCGACAUUCACCUCGCGAAGCACGACAACUGGAUUACAUCUCCCAGUUUACGACAGAUAUCCAAUUUGUCAAAGGACAUACCAACGUUGUAGCUGACGCAUUGUCACGUAAGGACGUAAAUACCCUGUUACGUAAACAAGACAUCGAUCUAGAAACAAUCGCAAAACUACAAGUAGACGAUGCAGAUUUGAAGGUCUGCCAGGAGAAGUCUAACUUGAGCCUUAAACCAGUACCCAUCCCUUUCUCAAAUACAUCUAUCAUUUGCGAUGUUUCAACGGGUAACAAUCGCCCUUUUGUACCUCUAGCAUGUCGUCGACAGGUAUUUCAUCAACUGCAUGACCUUUCUCACCCAGGAAUCAGAGCCACAAUCAAAUUGGUUACUGAGCGUUUUGUGUGGCCAAAAAUCAAUUCAGAUAUAAAACGAUGGACGCGAAGCUGCCUACAGUGUCAACGCAGCAAGAUUCAGAAGCACACGAUCAGUCCAGUUGGCAAGUAUCCCCUGCCGGAAAAACGUUUUCAGCAUAUCCACUUAGACAUAGUUGGUCCAUUGCCACCAUCUAAUUCAUUCACGCACAUUCUCACUGCGGUGGACAGGUUCACAAGAUGGGCCAUAGCAUGCCCUAUUGCUGAUACUUCUGCAGAAACAGUAGCCGGCGUAUUCCUUGACCGUUGGAUAGCGAAUUACGGAGUACCUUCUAUCGUCACUACCGACCGUGGUCCCCAGUUUCAGUCUAUCUUAUUUCAGGAAUUCACAAGACUUCUGGGCGUGAACCACAUCAAAACAACAGCCUACCACUCAGCAGCUAACGGCUUGGUCGAAAGAUUUCACCGCCAAUUGAAAAGCUCGCUGAUGGCACAAGAUGAUACGACAAAAUGGAGUGACGCAUUACCACUUGUACUCCUGGGUAUCCGUUCAACUAUAAAGGAAGAUAUAGGUUGUACAGCCGCUGAGCUAGUUUACGGUACAACCCUUACAUUACCAGGUCAACUAGUGGACCCAAACACUUUAACACCAACGGACCCAAGUCGUUUUGCUAGCCAACUGCUGCAAACCAUGCAACGAAUCAAAGCCAUACCGCCUCGUGAACAUAACAAUCGAAUACAACUCAACAGAAAUCUAGAAACAUGCAAAUUUGUCUUUGUUCGAGUUGAUGCUGUUAAAAAGCCAUUGAAACAACCUUAUGAAGGACCAUAUCAAGUAAUUAAAAGAACGACCAAACACUUCAUAAUCAACAAGUGUGGAAAGAAAGAGACUAUUGCUAUCGAUAGAAUAAAGCCUGCUUUCUACGAAGCACAGCACGACAAAGAACAUACUACUUCACUGAACCAACCCCGUCCAGCAACCACCACUACAGCAGACAUGGAAGAAAAACUGAGUAUCAAACCUACUUGCUUAACGCGCUCAGGCAGAGCUGUAAAAAAACCCAAACGCUAUGUACAUUUCGCCGAAUAAAAAAAUCUAAACAAACAAUUACUGAUGUACUAUACGAUUAUACUCACCCGAUUUUUCCCAACAAAAUCUAUGAUUUUUUUCUUUUUUUACAGUGUACAUAAUUAACCAUAUUUUUUUUCCCCACAAUUAUUCGUUUUGUCACAUUUUUUUUAUAAAAAAAAUUUGUUACAAUAAUAAACGAGUAAACUCUAUUUAAUUAUUCAUUUGUUGUACACACACACACAAAAAAAAAGCAGUUCAUUUUUUUUGGGGUUCAGUAACAGUUCUGUACAUUAUUAUCAUUGUUAGCAAACCAAGAUUUUAAAUGACGGUAUUCUCAUUACUUUUGUUUGUCAUGCUAUGCCACAUCACCGCUAUUUUCACGCAAUAACACACUGUAUAUUAUUAACGUACAUGUCAUACGCAUCUCCACAUUGUUAAUUGGUUAUUAUUGUAAAUAUUAUUUUUUUUUUGUAUAAAAUUUUUCUUAUUGUUAUUGUAACCAGUGUCACCUCUGGACACUCUGGGGGGAGCUAUGUGGAGAUAUGACUGACAAGCUUAUUUUGUAAAUAGUUUUUAAUAUUAUUUGUAUUUGUUUGUCAAUUUUUCACUGUAUGUACAUUUAUCAUUAAAUGACUGUACAUGUUGUUUUAGUCAAUGACCUUGAAGACACUUUCCGUUGAGCUACUACAUAGCGUGACAUAUUCGUGCUGGUUAAUAAAUACAUUACUACUCACGCAUUCCUCGUUCUAUCUUCAUUUGUGAUUGAGUUAAUGGAAGUCUAAAUCAAAUACUAUCUACAUUUAUAGACUAUAAUCGGAAUAUAUCACAUCCUACGUUGGACUAUAUCGCUAGAGAGUUCACCAACCUGCUCAGAGUCAUCAAGCAUUUAUAAUUGUGGAUUUACAUUACUGGACUUAAUCAGAACACGCAACGUUUGGGCAAUUUAAGUAACGUCCUUAAUUAUUAUUGUAUUUGUAACAUUUAACUUGUAUAUACUAAUAUUACUAUUGAUUGUUAUUAACUUUGUUGAUACCUUUUGCGUUUAUAUAUUGUCUGGUCCACCACAGGUAUAUUGCAACUUCAUUCGUAUACAUGCAAAUGAGUGUAACUAAAUUAUUAUAUUAUGUAAGUCUGUGCAUGUGUUCGAGUGUAUUAUAGAAUAAGAGAGUAACAUCCAUGGAUUAUUUCAAUUAGUUGAUUAGUUAGUUUUAAGUAGUAAAAUGAUGAUACAUCAGGAUGAUAUGAUCAUUUAUCACUUUACAAAAUACAUUCAAACGAACAGAAAAUUUGAACUAUGCUAGGUGGGAAUAAUGUCAUGUCAAUCAUAUAAAUAUUUUAUGUAUGAGAUAUGUAAUAUGAUGAAGUGAUUAAAUGUAAUCAAAACUACUGCAGAGUUACUUCGAUGUAUAUCUGAAUUUAUCGUAUGUAUGGUGUCUUUCCAAUCGGUGAACGUUACUUCUUCAACUGAUAGUGCAUUCACAUAAAGUGACUUUAUAUCUCAUAAUCAAUUCGCAUCGUACAAUUGCAUAUUCUUGAUCACAACAAAGGCACCAAAGAUGAUGCACGUUCCAUAACCUACAGGGAUAUAUGAAAGUUUUGCUAUUGCUAUAGUGUUGUUAACUGGUGUUGAACGUGUAUUUACUUAAUGAUACUUUAUGACUACAAAGUAUUCCUAAACCAUUAGUAUUUUACUGUACAAUAUUGGAUGCUUCAAUGUCAAUCAUCUUCCAUUUAUUCUCCAGUAUUAUUUGAAUACUGAAAAGUACGUUGAAUAUAUUCUUCGAAAUCGUUAACCGAUCUAAGUUUGACGACCACUGAAAACCUGGAAGCACUAAAAAUCUGUUUCACCCUAGUAUGGGACUUCUCAACAGUGAGCAUUCAGUCGAACCCAAAACCUUCGAUGUCGCACACGAACAUUAUGGACCACACCAAUCUGGAAAUAAAAUGAUAAUUGGUAUAUGUAAGUUAGGUAUAGACUGAGUAUAAAUUGAUAUUGGAACAACAAAGAUGGUCGGCUGCAAGGGUUGAAUCUCUGUAUGACAAGUAGUGGCCCUAACGAAUUUAUACACGUCACAAAUUUUGAGUUGACGUUAAUCCUAAUCCCGUUUUUAACCAAGUAUUGUAGUAUAGAAAACAAUAGAUAUUUAUUAACUGGUCUUCUUAUGUCACUUAAUUUUAUUUGGUUAUUUUUCAGCUAUUGUGGUACGCGUUAUACUAAUUUAAUAUGAAAGUCACAAUUAUUCCUCUCUAUCCAUAUAUGUACGUGUGUUCACACAUAAACACGCGUCUACAUGGUUUGUAAACUUUCAUCACAUAUAGCAUUUCUACAUCAGUUUAUUAUCUUCAUCAACAUCGUAUGCCUUGAUGAG
Molecule: messenger RNA, 6625 nt
Organism: Schistosoma haematobium
Lineage: Eukaryota; Metazoa; Platyhelminthes; Trematoda; Strigeidida; Schistosomatidae
Product: Transposon Ty3-I Gag-Pol polyprotein
Exons: 1
Coding region: 1440-4274 (944 amino acids)
Biological process (GO): DNA integration
Molecular function (GO): nucleic acid binding
Source: RefSeq, a predicted model, not a curated record